Vitrella brassicaformis is the source of this 1763-nucleotide messenger RNA. NCBI's taxonomy places the organism in Eukaryota, Vitrellaceae. The record is from the annotation of a GenBank genome assembly.
CUAGGUUGUACAAAUGGAUGGCAACAGGUAGGUAAGGUAAGAGCAAUAGGCAUGCAUCGGUGUGGUUCACUCACUCAUGCAUCCGCCAUCAUAGCGGCCGGCGGCAGCUCACACGACCCGUCGCUCUCGGUCUCCACCGUCUCCAACACGUCACCGUACUCAACAAACUCCUUGAUCUUUCUGCACACGCGCACACACAUGUAUCACCUCUCUCUCCUUGUCGUUGUUGUCUCGUCACUUACCCGAGCAGCCAGACGCCGUACCACUCGGAUGGCAGGUGUGGGAAGGGUGGCGUCUUCUGUGGGUGGGCCAGCAGGUGGUCGCUCAUCCGCGGCACCGCCAGCAGGGUCCUUGGGGGACUGCCGCCGUGGCUCUUCGGGGACGCCUCGCCCUCUGCCUGCAGAGGGCGGUGUGUGAACGGCUUGGAGAUGUCGACGUCAUACCGGGGCUCGUAGAAGAAGGGUACAGAGUAUCGCUCCUGACGCAAGUCCACGACUAAAGAGACACCACCAACGAACCACAGGCAGAUCGACAUGCCGCUCUCUCCUCCCCAGUGUUGUGUGUGUCGCUACCUACCACACCCACCCACCUCUGUGUCUGGUUGCCUUGAAGCGCCCUCCACUCAGCUUGGCCAAGGUAUCCCCGAUAUUGACCACCAGCACGUCUGGCCUCGGCGGCACGUCGACCCAUCUGCCGUCGCCUGUCAGGAUCUGAAGGCCCUUGAAGUCGAAGGUCGCCAAUAUCGUCAGGAAGCCGGAAUCCGUGUGCUCGGAGCAGUGCAGCACCGGCUCCCCCUCCGUCGCUGCGGCCUCAGCAGAAGUAUCAGCAGCGGCAGGGGGUCUGUAAGGGUAGUGGAUGAGGCGGAGAGUCGACAGAGGCAGCGGCUCGAACAGCGGCAGGAAGUAGUCACUCGGAAGGCCCAGCCCGACGGCCAGGACACUCAUGAUGGCGUGGCUCGCCCUCUGCACCACGGCCAGGUGGUCACUCAGGGUCUUGCUGAAUGCUACAGACUCUGCACACACACCACACCACACGGGACAAACAGAGAUGCAACCACGUAGGCAGAGACACAUACAGAAGGACGCCCACCUGGCGUGUCUGCUUGUGGGAGGAGGUUGGGCUCGUAGAGGUGCUUGAGUGGCCAUGGGGGCAGCUGGUGCUGCAGCUCUGCAGGCACGUCGAUGCCGAUGUCGAGACCCUCCUUGUAUGACGUCGUCUUGCUCUCGUUCGCUGCCGGCUGGCAGGGGAAGUACCCCUUGUAAAUGUUGGGCUGUUUCGGGUUGAAUCGACGCUUGCCUGGGGAUAGGCAGCCAUCGAAGGCACGUGUCUAUGCCUUGUGUGCCUGCCAGUGGCCACAUUUGCGUGUCUGUUACUUACCAAUCUUGAGCUUGUCUUCCAAUGGCGAGUCGAAGAACCACUUGGCUGCUUCCAGAAGCCUCCUCUCGUCAUAACCUGGGGACACACAAACAACCACUCUCUCGCUGUCUGGCUGUGUUGUGUGACUGUCUGCCUGACCCACUCACCUGGUAUGUUCUUGAUGGCCAAGAAGCCGACGUGUUCCAUUGCGUGUAGGACAUCGCGAGAGGCCGCUGCGUGUCCCUCAGGCGACUCGAGGAGCGACAGGUCGAUGGUUGGAAUGGAACCCGUCAUUUUGACUCAGAGGAGAGAAGAACAGAGGACAGAAGGCAGGUUGUAGAGGAGAAGAGGACAGAAGUAGGCGGCUUCGUUCGUCCUUUGGGGUUGUUUGUUGUCUUGAGCCCUCC